AUGGAACAAAUGGCCCAUGUUCUGGACGGGCGAGGAGAGUCCGGCAUUGUCUAUCCUUUGCUUGGACGUCCACACGAUGCUCUCCUUCCUCAAAGUCCUGGUGACAAUUUUAAAGUCGCUUUUUGUACAUACUUGGGCGCUACGUUCGAUGCCUCUACAACCAAUUUGACAUACCAAAUCCCUGCCCCUCCGACCUCCAACAGCAGCAAGCCGCUCGAGGUCGUCCUCUCCUUUCUCUCGCCUAUCACCCCGACCUCGACGCUUCGUCAAUCUAUACCAGCAUCAUAUUUUACAGUCCACGUUUCUGGAGGCUUCGACGUGGAAAUAUACGUGGACCUCAACGGUCAAUGGGUCAGCGGUGAUAGAGGGAGUGAUGUAGAAUGGCAUUUUGAGCAGUCGCUGUUGCCGAAAGGCAGAGGACUGAAGACGUGGACAGUGAAACGACAGCGUGAGCUGUUGCUGUCCGAAAUCAGGGAUCGCGCCGAGUGGGGCACGCUUCACUUCAGCGCUCCCUUGGAUGUACAUCACGAAUGUGGUACUUCGGGCCUCCUUCGAAAUAAGUUCGCUGCGACAGGCGGGUUGCAAAACCACAUUGAUGACGACUUCCGAGGUAUUAUGGACGAUGAGCCCGUAUUUGCAUUCUCGAAGUCAUUCCAUCUCGGUGCCUCGAGUUCCUCGUCUACACCGAGGAGCGAUAGCAUCAUGUUCACCAUUGCCCAUAUUCAAGAGCCUGUUGUGCAAUUCGCGUCUGCAAGAGGAUUGACAUUCAUGCGACCACUCUGGGCUUCGUGGUUCAGCUCAGCCACGAAACUCUUGGACUUCCAUUAUUACGACUUUCACAACGCUGCAAGGCUUGCGGGCAAUUAUUCUACUCAACUAGCACACGAUGCGUAUGAAUCUGGUUCUGACCAGUAUGUGGAUAUUGCAGCUCUCACAGCACGACAAGUCAUAGGUGCCACAAGCUUUUCCGGAACACCGGACGAACCUAUCCUUUGGAUGAAGGAGAUCUCGUCGAAUGGCAAUUUCCAGACCAUUGACGUGAUCUUCCCGGCCUUCCCCUUCUUCCUUUACACAAAUCCGCGCUGGCUCGCAUAUCUUCUCGCCCCUAUUCUUGAACAUACAUUGAGUGGUCAAUAUCCAAACAAAUACGCUCUUCACGAUUUGGGUGCUCAUUUCCCUAAUGCGACUGGCCAUCCUGAUGGUCGCGAUGAGUACAUGCCCGUUGAGGAAUGUGGAAAUAUCCUUAUCAUGGGGCUUGCGAUUGUCAACAGCUUGAUUUACGAUACUGAACCUGCGGCUGGCUCCAUGUGGUCGGCUUUGGGCAGCAAUGAAUUUGAUGAUGAUCCCGACACUAGUGCAUUCUCUCUCAACAACCUAGGCGAAAGAGAGGGCAUUGAUGGCCUAGAUGAUUCCUGGGGUGGCUCGACCAAAGGCCUGAAGCAGGCUCAGAAGUGGCUCAAGAAAUCUUACCCUCUCUGGAAGCAGUGGACUGGGUACCUUGUCGAGUUCUCGCUCGAGCCAGAACACCAACUCUCCACAGACGACUUCGCCGGACCCCUUCAGCUCCAGACUAAUCUUGCGCUCAAGGGCAUCAUCGGUAUCAAAGCAAUGAGUGGGCUAGCUGCGGCAUUGGACAUUCAAGCCGACUUGAAACACUUCAAGAACAUAUCCGAAACCUACGUCUCCAAAUGGGUCGACUUCGGCCUCUCACGCGACAAAUCGCACGCCAAGCUCUCUUACGACUGGUACGGCAGCUGGACAACUCUCUACAACCUCUACGCCGACACCCUCCUCUGCUUCCACCUAGAAAACACGCCCCUCUUUCCCUCCUCCCACCCACUCUCCCUCACUCCCAGCUCACCCGGAGACCAAAAACCCAUCACCCCCUCCCCUCCCUCCCCACACAAACCCUCCGCCCCCCUCCCGGGCUUCGUCCCCCACUACAUCUACACACUCCAAAGUGACUGGUACCACGCCGUGUUGCAGACCUACGGCCUCCCCCUCGACAGCCGCCACCUAUACACAAAGUCCGACUGGGAAUUCUUCGCCGCGGCCGUGACCUCCAAAUCCACACGUACGGAAAUAUUGACGGCGACGGCGAAGUGGCUGAAUGAGACGACCACGGAUCGCCCUAUGACGGAUCUGUUUGAUACAGAGGGCACAGGCGGGUUUCUUGGAGCGACAUUUAUGGCGAGACCGGUUGUGGGGGGCCAUUUUGCUUUUUUGACGCUCGGACGGGCUUGUGAGGGACGGGCGGUUGAGGGGUUGGGAUUUUUGGAACAGGAGCGUGUGGUUGUUGCGGGCGCUCAGGGUGAGGGUGAGAGGAAGGGGUCCAUGGGUGGGGUGGAGGAGGUGAUACAAGAGCUAUGA
Molecule: messenger RNA, 2370 nt
Organism: Bacidia gigantensis
Lineage: Eukaryota; Fungi; Ascomycota; Lecanoromycetes; Lecanorales; Ramalinaceae
Exons: 5
Coding region: 1-2370 (789 amino acids)
Source: RefSeq, a predicted model, not a curated record